Messenger RNA from Myripristis murdjan (pinecone soldierfish), 2797 nucleotides. Its product is annotated as rac GTPase-activating protein 1-like. NCBI's taxonomy places the organism in Eukaryota, Metazoa, Chordata, Actinopteri, Holocentriformes, Holocentridae. Gene Ontology annotation, cellular component: midbody; nucleus; centralspindlin complex. Bases 177 to 2078 code for a protein of 633 amino acids. Gene Ontology annotation, molecular function: GTPase activator activity. The record is from RefSeq and is a predicted model, not a curated record. The transcript has 17 exons. Gene Ontology annotation, biological process: mitotic spindle midzone assembly; Rho protein signal transduction; mitotic cytokinesis.
GAUUUUGAACUUUGAAGCAAGUUUUGGUACACAGGUGUGGCUCUCUCUCCUCUCCGAGCUCAUGUUACCAACCUGAGGGCUUGUGAAAGCUUGCAUCCCUAACUUUUGCUUUUAACAUCGGCCGCCGGCAUCGUUACAUGUCAGCCAGGUGACUGCGCAGCCUACAGUAGGACACCAUGGAGUCGUCUGUGCUGAACCUGCACAACCAGUUCCAGAGUCUGAGGGCCCAUGCAGACGUCCUGAAUGAGGGCAUUGAACCACAGUUCAUCCAGAUGGCGAUGAACUUUGAGGAGUGCCGUAAGAAGUGGCUGCAGGUGGCUGAGGACCUGGGUGCCUGUAAGGAGGUGCUGGCUAAAGCAGAGACUGAGAGGGGAGCCCUAGAGGUCAAGCUAAAGCACGCUCGCAACCAGGUGGAUGUUGAAAUCCGACGUCGGCAGAGGGCUGAGGCAGACUAUGAGAAGCUGGAGCGCCAGCUGCAGCUGAUCCGGGAGCUUCUGAUCUCAGAGAACAACAGCAGCAGUGUCCAUCUGAGUGAAGAGCAGCGCUCUGCGUUGGCCUUCCUCAGCGCCCACUCACAGGCAGCACAGGCAUCUAAAGCUAAUCUCAACUCCAGCCGCAGGUUAACCACCAUUGAUGAAUCAGCCUCCUUGCUGUCAGACAUCAGCUAUGAUCAAACAGAUGACUCUCUGGACUGGGACACCUCUGUGAUGAAGAAUGUGAGACUGCGGAAACGCCAGAAAAGACGCUCCUCCAGAAAAAUUUUGGAGGUUCCCCCACAGGCUGUGAAAAAACCUCGCUCCACUGGACGCACAUCAGAGAGGAUGAAUGAGUCUGUGGUUGCCAAGACAACCAUCACUGUCCCUGUCAAUGGUGGUCCUGUGGAAGCUGUGUCCACCAUAGAGACAGUGCCUUACUGGACACGCAGCAAGAGGAAGAGUGCUGCUCCAGUGUGGGGUGACACAACCACUACUGAUCAAUCUGAGACUACCAGCGAGGCUCCCAGCACACCAGCCACAGAAGCGCCGCCUCCAUUUAAAACCCCCAAAGCCAAUGGGAAUGGAAAGAAACACCAGUUCAUCCCCAAAACAGUGAUCCGGUCAGAGUUCUGUGUACCAUGUGGGCGAAGAACCAAAUUUGGUAAGGUGUACCUACGGUGCCAGGAUUGCAGGGUUGUGACCCAUCCGGAGUGUCGUGACCGUUGCCCCGUGCCAUGCAACCCUAUUGCUAUUAGCACCCCCAUCAGGGAUGCAGAGAGCACCCUGGCUGACUUUGCUCCAGACACCGCCCCCAUGAUCCCAGCCCUAGUGAUCUACUGCAUAAAGGAGAUUGAACACAGGGGACUACAUGAGGUCGGCCUGUACCGUAUCUCUGGCACCGAGCGCUUGGUCAAAGAACUGAAGGACAAGUUACUUCGAGGGAAGACUCUGCCUUCCCUUAGUAAAGUAGAGGACAUCAAUGUCAUUACAGGUGUUCUCAAAGAUUUCUUAAGGAAUCUUCCGGAGCCACUGCUCACCUUCCACCUCAACAAAGCCUUUAUGGAUACAGCUGAAAUCCCGGAUGACGACAACAGUCUAGCCAUGUUGUACCGGGCCAUCAGUGAGCUGCCCCAACCCAACCGAGACACCCUGGCCUGCCUGAUGAUCCACCUGCAGAAGGUGUCCCAGUGUGUGGAUACCAAGAUGGAUGUGAACAAUCUGGCCAGAGUGUUUGGCCCUACCCUUGUGGGUCAUGCCGUUCCCAACCCAGAUCCCAUGACCAUUCUACAAGACACCAGCAGACAGCCAAGGAUCAUAGAACGCUUGCUGAGUAUCCCAUCAAGCUAUUGGAGCCAGUAUGCCCAUCCAGAAAUAACAGCCAUGGACAACGCUCAACAUAUGAAUACCCCAGACCACAAAGUGAGCAUUUUGGGACCAGUGACCACUCCAGAGCGCAUGAUGACCAAAACACCCUCCUCCAGCUCGUUGUCCCAGCGCAUGAUGCAAACCCUCUCCAGCACCACCAUAUUUGGGAGCAAGAAUAAACCUUCAACUACCUCCAGUCGCCAGGUCAGCUUCUUCGCUUCUCCACAGCUGAAGUGAUGGCAAAAAGAGACUCACCUGUAAUGUAAUUUUUGAUUAUUUUCUGCAAUAACAGACAGUUUUAUACAUUUACAUAAUCGUGUGGUGAAACUAAUGUGCAAUUUUAGCGUUUAACCAUUUUAUAACACUGUCUUUUGUAUUCCUAUUGUAUGUAAUAGCCUUUUUCUUGAUUUUUCCUUUGAAAAGAGAUGCAUGCAUUAUAUGUAUUUUUUAUUUUAUUUUAUUUUAUUUUUAAAUCUUUGAUUACUAAUGACUUUCACUGACCAAAACUGUAGUAACAUCUGUGUGACUGUGAUAAGGUUGUAAGGGCUUUAUGACCAAAUCUAAUUAAGGACCACUGUCUGCUAUUUUGUGUUGAAGAUGAUGAAGGUCCAACUUGGCAUUCCUUGGUAUUAGUGCAUCUUUAGUCCUGUGGUUAUCACCGCAGAGACAGAGGUGUUCUGUUUGUGACUCUGGUUGCCUCAUCAUUUUCUGGGAAACUCCCAUCUUAUGUGUUUUUGUGAUUUUUACCUCUUGUUCUAUAUUUAUGUUGAUGUGAAUCUUGUAUGAUGGCAGAUAAGGUAUGCAGAUCAUAACAGUUUAUAAUAUCUGGUUAUUUUUUACAGCUAUGCAAUGUGAACACUGACACUGAAUGAGAAUUGUCUUGCAUUUUGCACUCUUUUCUGUAGGACCAUCCUUGUAGAUGUAUUUUCUGCCUGAGAAUAUAUACCACAAGAGGU